Molecule: messenger RNA, 1728 nt
Organism: Paramecium tetraurelia
Lineage: Eukaryota; Ciliophora; Oligohymenophorea; Peniculida; Parameciidae
Exons: 4
Source: RefSeq, a predicted model, not a curated record
AUGGGAUGCAAUGAAUCACGUAAAGAGAAUAAGAUCUCACUAAAUGAAGUGGUGUUGGAUAAACUACACAGAUUGUUUGAUAGAUUGCGCACUCGUUAUAGAGAAACUGCUUCAACAGACUAUCUGUGCUAAGAGAGUUUGGAGUUUCUAUGUGAUGGUAAUCCAUCUUUGGGAGGAAAACUAUAUCAGUUCAUGUUGAAGCAUUCCACAAACAAGAAAGUGGAUUUCGAGAACUUCAUCCCCAUAGUCGAAAUCUUGAUUGAAGAACCAAGUUCUUAUCAUCUCCAAGGAUACAGAUCGCUGGACAAGAUGGAGAUCUUUUUCCUUAUUAGCUUGCAACGACUAUCAAUAGAUGAUCCUGAAUUCAAAGAUUCCAAUGUAUCCUACUUAGAGGCACUACAAUUUCUCCAAGAUGUAGAGUACAUUUCUUUGAGAUCAGGUUUGGCAUUGACUUCAAAAUUCACUCCAGAUGAAUCAGUUGCUCGAUCCAUAUUGAGUGCUGUGUAUCCCAACAGUUCUGGAGCUGUGAAAUGGUGGAGUCUCGUACUCUUCUUUAAAUAGCUAUUCCCUCACCUAACAGAAUAAGUUAAGCAAUAUUUCACCAUGCUCUUUUUGAGUGUACAACAAUAGAAACUCUAAGCAAGAUUUACUAAACCAUCUUAUUUACUCAAUAGUCCCCAAUACAUCUAUUUAGCACUUGGAAAUGCAUACAUUAAAUCAUCAAGUCAAGUCAAUUUGUUAUGGAGUAAUGCUGUCUCAGGAUGGAAUUUCGAGUCUCUCUACAGAGCUCUGUUAUCAUUUGACGGACCAACCGUAUUCCUCUUGAAAUUCAGUAAUGAUUCUGAGGAGUCAAUUGUUGGAGCCUUCCAGAAGAAAAAAUGGAUUGAUUCAGGUUUAUAUUAAGGCAACGAGGAAAGUUACCUUUUCCAACUGAAUCCCAAAUACAAAGUGUUUGCAGCCAGUCGUUUCAAAAGAACAUUCCCUAAUGAAAGUGAUUAAAAUACUCAAAAUUACUCCUAUCUACAUUAUUUCGGAGAAGGAGUUGGAGAUUACAAAGGCUUAAAUGAAGUCGCACCAUCCGGAGUUGGUUUUGGAGGUGCCAACAAUAAGUUCAGAUUGUGGAUAGAUGCCCAAGAUAUGCAAAGAAAAAGUUAUGUUACUCCAGAAGAUGAAACCUAUAAAAAAGGCUCAUUGAUCAACCCAGUGUUGAAAGAAUACAAAUUGACCUAUGCUGAAAUUUGGAGUGUCGGAAAAGAAGUCGAUAUUCUGAGCACUCAAUUAUUAAUUGAAAAGGCAAAUUAUUUAGAAUCCCAUUAUCUGAGAUCUUCCAUGAGAGUUCAAAAAGAAAUGAUUGGAUUAAUGAAAGGACCAUUAAAUAUGGAAGAAGAAUAACAGGCUCGUUUGUCUGGAGUUUCCAAGUCUCAUAUUAGAACUUCCUCAGCAGUUCAAUAAUCAAGGAAAGCCUAGAUUCUAGACAUGGUUGAUCCACAGGCUGUUCAACCUAACUAUUAAUCUAAUCAAAGAAAUACUUAAACCUCCUUGGCCAGAAGCAAGACCUCCAAGAGCUAUGUGCCUUAACCAGCUUAAAUUCAGGAAGAAGGCGUUGAAGAAACCGGUUUCGGAGCAACUACUUUGUUUAGAGGCAGUGCUCCCCCAGAAUAACCAAGAGAACCCGAUGUCGGCUAUGGUGCUACAUAGCUUAUCAGAAGUUCAUAUCAAAAAGAAUGA